Prunus persica (peach) is the source of this 5116-nucleotide messenger RNA. Its product is annotated as LRR receptor-like serine/threonine-protein kinase RPK2. Gene Ontology annotation, molecular function: ATP binding; protein binding; protein kinase activity. Gene Ontology annotation, biological process: protein phosphorylation. The transcript has 4 exons. Lineage: Eukaryota; Viridiplantae; Streptophyta; Magnoliopsida; Rosales; Rosaceae. The coding region runs from base 763 to 4206 and encodes 1147 amino acids. The record is from RefSeq and is a predicted model, not a curated record.
UUAUUGACCGGCUGUGGAGCCCACCCCCCUAAAAUGUAUGUCUUGUGGACCCCAGCACCCCCAUAUACGACAAAACCCUUAAAAUGUAAAGAAUUUCUUUUUUUAAAUUGAAAAAAAAAAGGGAAAAGCAAAGAAGAAGAGGAAUAAACAUGAAAUAGAAAAAAGAAAAGAAGAACGCGUUUUCUUCUCAAAAGAACACAGUUGAAUGACUUGAGUCUUCUCUCUCUUCCUCCGUCUCCUUUAUCUCUCUCUCUCUCUCUCUUUCCAUCUAUCAUCAGUACCAACGAAAUUAGGGUUAGGGUUUUCAUAAACCCCUUUUACUCUUUCUGUGCUGCAGCUCGAAGAAAGGGGUUUUGGGGUUUUGAUCUCUUGGGUUUCGAAGACCCUUUUCUCUGCUGCAGGAUCGACAUGAAUUGCCCAAUUUCCAAGAGGAAUCCAGAGUCUUUGAGCGAAAUCCAAAUAGGGAAACAGGGCUGUUAGCUUCCUUUUAUUCGAUUUCAAUUUCAAGAUAAGAAAAACAGUUCCCAAAGGAAAAGGCAACGGAAUUUGGCACCAUCCCCAUCUCCUACUGCUACAAAGGUGGCUGAACUGCAAACGGGUGCAAGCGAAACGAAGGUAAUGGGAAUGAAAAUGGCCCCGUCGAUUUGAUAAAGCCACCCAAGUCCAACAACAUUCAUGUAAGAGCAAGAAGGGGUCAAACUACUGACAGUUGUAGAUAGUCUAGCUGAAGGGAGACCCACUUAGCUGUCAUAGUUUCAAGAGAUGGGUUUUUCCCCUUCGUCCUCUUCAGUCACCAAAGAGCAGUUUUUUCGCAAACCCACUUCGCCAGUGCUUGUUCUGAAGCUCGUGUUGCUCUUAUGGGUCUUCUGCGCCUCUCUGAACGGCGUCGUUUUCGCUGAUGCUGAUACUGACGCAUCGGUGCUCCUCCAGCUCAAGAACUCGGUCUCAGACCCGUCAGGCUUGCUUUCCAGCUGGAAUUAUUCGGUCAAUUCUGGUCACUGCUCAUGGUUCGGCGUCUUCUGCAAUUCAAAUUCUCAGGUGGUUGCGCUCAACAUUACUGGGAAUAGUGGAGGAGGCGAAGGUGGAUCGAAAUCUAUUGCGUGCUUAGAUUUUGCCCAGUUUCCGCUUUAUGGGUUCGGAAUUCGGAGGAGCUGUUUGGGUAGUGGAGGAAGGUUGUCUGGGAAACUCCCCUCUGUAAUUGGGAAGCUCACUGAGCUUAGGGUCUUGUCGCUUCCCUUCAAUGGUUUGGAUGGUGAAAUUCCUAGUGAAGUUUUGGGCUUGAAAAAUUUGGAGGUUCUUGAUCUUGAGGGCAACUCGAUAACUGGGUCUCUGCCGUUUCAGCUUAAUCCAAAUCUGCGGGUUCUUAAUCUUGGGUUCAAUAUGAUUGAAGGUGAGAUACCGACCUCGUGGUCAAACUCUGUGAGCUUAGAGAUCUUGAAUGUAGCUGGGAAUCUUGUGAAUGGGACCAUUCCGGGUUUCAUUGGUAGGUUAAAGGCUGUGUAUUUGUCGUACAAUUCACUUAGUGGGGAUGUUCCCAGCGAGAUUGGAGACAAUUGUGGGAAGCUGGAGCAUCUUGAUUUGGCGGGUAAUUUCUUGGUUGAUAAAAUUCCAAGCAGUUUAGGAAAUUGCAGUCAGUUGAGGACGCUGAUGUUGUAUUCAAAUAUGUUGGAAGAGGGUAUUCCAGCUGAACUCGGCCGGCUUCAGGCGCUGGAAGUGUUGGAUGUGUCGAGGAAUAGCCUAAGUAGUUCAUUACCACGAGAGUUGGGGAAUUGCUCUGAGUUGUCUGUCCUUGUGUUGUCGUCUAUGUUUAAUCCGCUACCACGAGUCAAUGAUACAGUAGUGGACUCUUUAUUGGAGCAGUUGAAUUCUAUGAAUGACGACUUCAAUUACUUUCAAGGUGCAAUGCCUGUGGAAAUUACGACCCUUCCAAAGCUAAGGAUCUUGUGGGCACCAAGGGCAAGUAUUGAGGGCAACUUCCCGAGCAAUUGGGGUAGUUGUGAAUACUUAGAAAUGAUCAAUUUGGCUCAGAACUUCUUUACUGGGGAAAUUCCUAGUGGGCUUAGUCGCUGCAGGAAGCUUCAAUUUUUUGAUGUAAGCUCUAACAGGCUUAGUGGGGAGCUUGUUCAGGAUCUUCAGGUUCCUUGUAUGGUUAUGUUUGAUGUCAGCGGAAACAUCUUGUCAGGUUCAAUACCUGAAUAUUUUAACAGCACUUGUGCUCCAGUUUCUCCCUUGACAGAUUUUUCUUUCAAAGAUGAUGAUCCGUCCUCGCCCUAUUUAGCAUUUUUUGCAUCGAAAACCCAAGUUGGAAACCCGUUGCAACUGUACGGAGAAGAUGAUGGUCUUACAGUACUGCACAACUUUGGGGACAAUAAUUUUACUGGCACUUUGCCGUCACUGCCUAUUGCACAUGAAAGAUUAGGGAAGCAAACUCUUUAUGCAUUCCUUGUUGGAGAAAACAAGCUUACUGGAACAUUUCCAGGUAGUUUAUUUGGGAAGUGUGAGGGAUUGGAUUCAUUGGUUGUUAAUGUGAGUAACAACAAGCUAUAUGGUCAGAUUCCUGCCGAAGUUGGCACAAUGUGCAAAUCUCUUAAAUUUUUAGAUGCAUCUCGGAAUCAGAUUAUUGGUCCCAUUCCCCCUACUUUUGGGAAAUUGGUGUCCCUUGUUGCCCUUAACCUGAGUUGGAACAUGUUGCAGGGUCAGAUCCCCAUCAGUCUUGGCCAGACAAGGGAUCUGAGGUAUCUGUCCUUAUCUGGUAAUAACCUUACAGGUACCAUUCCAUCUAGUUUGGGGCAGCUUUACUCUUUAGAAGUGCUGGAGCUUUCUUCAAACCAUCUCACCGGUGAGAUACCAAAGGAUCUUGUGAACUUGGGAAAUCUGACUGUUCUUCUGCUGGACAAAAAUAAUCUUUCUGGUCAGAUUCCAUCUGGUUUGGCAAAUGUGACUGCACUCUCUUCUUUCAAUGUGUCUUUCAAUAACUUUUCCGGUUCAUUGCCUUCAAAUAAUAACCUGAUGAAAUGCAAUGCUGCUAUUGGAAACCCAUAUAUACAUUCUUGCCCCAUGUUUUCUCUGACACAACCAUCUUCAGAUUCUCAAGGAAGAGAUGGUGAUUCACAACCUUAUGCUGCUUCACCAGUGGGAGUUCCAGCUUCGAGGAAUGGGAAUUUCAAUUCAAUUGAGAUAGCUUCCAUUACAUCUGCAUCAGCCAUAGUUUCAGUGCUUCUUGCUCUGGUUGUUCUGUUCUUGUAUACACGAAAGUGGAAUGCAAAGUCUGGAGCUCUAGGGUCUACCAGGAAGGAAGUUACAGUUUUCACAAACAUUGGGGUUCCAUUGACCUUUGAGAGUGUUGUGCGAGCCACGGGCAGUUUCAAUGCUAGCAACUGCAUUGGGAAUGGAGGUUUUGGGGCAACUUACAAGGCAGAGAUAUCUCCUGGAAUCCUGGUGGCAAUAAAACGACUCUCAGUUGGAAGGUUUCAAGGAGUUCAACAAUUUCAUGCAGAAAUUAAGACUCUUGGAAGGCUUCGCCAUCCAAAUCUGGUCACUUUGCUUGGUUAUCAUGCCAGUGAUACAGAGAUGUUCCUAAUAUAUAAUUAUUUGGCGGGUGGUAAUCUGGAAAAAUUUAUUAAGGAAAGGUCUACCAGGGCUGUGGAUUGGAGGAUACUUCACAAGAUUGCUUUGGACAUAGCUCGUGCACUUGCCUACCUACAUGAUCAGUGUGUACCACGUGUCCUUCAUCGCGAUGUCAAGCCCAGCAAUAUUUUAUUGGAUGAUGAUUUCAAUGCUUAUCUCUCUGACUUUGGUUUGGCCAGACUUCUUGGAACUUCAGAAACCCAUGCUACUACUGGUGUAGCUGGAACUUUUGGAUAUGUUGCCCCAGAAUAUGCGAUGACUUGCCGUGUUUCAGACAAGGCUGAUGUGUAUAGUUAUGGUGUUGUGCUUCUGGAGUUGCUCUCUGACAAGAAAGCUCUGGAUCCCUCAUUUUCUUCAUAUGGAAAUGGAUUCAACAUUGUUCAGUGGUCAUGUAUGCUUCUUCGACAAGGCCGUGCUAAGGAAUUCUUUACUGCUGGGCUAUGGGAUGCAGGUCCCCAUGAUGAUUUGGUAGAAGUUUUACACUUGGCAGUUGUGUGUACGGUUGACUCUCUCUCGACCAGGCCUACAAUGAGGCAAGUUGUACGAAGACUUAAGCAGCUUCAGCCUCCAUCUUGUUAGCUGCCUUAUGAGGCUUGUAUUGGUUAACAUUAGUAGUUUGUAGAAAGAGAAGCGCCAUUGUAAUAUGUGCUUGUGCACUCAGUCCUCUUUUGGGACUGGCCUUAGGUUGAUUUCUAAACCUUAUUGAUCCCACUUGUACAUUGUAAAAUAGUUCUGCCCCCAAUUUUUUUUUAUGUUGUUUCUCUUAUUAGGGGCCUUGCCAAUGAGUCUGCAGAAGAAUGCAGAUGUUUCAUUUCCUCGUCUUAUACGUGUAUAUUCAGCUUCAUUUGUUGUUCAAUAAAGCAGAGUAGAUAUAUUUUCAGGAAAGUAUUGGCUGAAGUGUUUACUGUGGCCAACUUAUUCAUAUCUGUUAUAUGAUUAGCCAUGUGAACUUCCUGUAAAAGGAAAUGAUAUCCAAUUCGAUAUCUACUUGUCAUGCUGCAAUCACUCUGGCCUCAAGAACUUAGUGGAGGAUAGUUAUCAUACAAGUGCUAGCAGUUUCUAGAGGGGAUGAUAUUAGAGCCUUUGCUUCCAGGCCAGACGAGCAGAUGGCAGCUUCAUCAACCGUAGAUUCUUCCUCGACAAGGCCGUGCAAAUAAAUUUCUUUACUGCUGCGUUGUCAGAUGAUGCAGGUCCCCUUGAUGAUUUUUAAGGAAGUUCUAGUCUUGUUAGUUGUGUGUACGGUCGACUCUCGCUUGAAAAGACCUGAAGUGAAGCAGAUCGAACUACGGGUUAAGCCACUUCUGCCCCCGUCUUGUUAGGUGCUUCGCGAGCCUUGGCAUAUAUUGGUCAACAUUAGUAAUCUGUAGAAAGAGAAGCGCCAUCAAUUGUUUCAGGGGCCUUGCAGAUGAACCUGCUGAAUCACACAGAUAUUUAUGUUCCUUGUUUUAUACGUGUGUAUAUGAUUUGCCUUAUUUGUUCAAUAAAACAA